This is a messenger RNA of Penicillium bovifimosum, 507 nucleotides long. RefSeq lists its product as uncharacterized. Bases 1 to 507 code for a protein of 168 amino acids. The record is from RefSeq and is a predicted model, not a curated record. Lineage: Eukaryota; Fungi; Ascomycota; Eurotiomycetes; Eurotiales; Aspergillaceae. The transcript has a single exon.
AUGGCCACGUCAACCCCAUCCGAAACAUUACGACCUAUAACAUCAAAGAGGCGCCAUCUAAUACCACCGCACAAACCAACAUCCCCCAAAGUAUCCAAAGUCCUCAAUCCCAGCGCCAGCCCGCCAGAAACGCGCAUCAAACCGUCCCACGACGAGAUCGCCGAAAACAGAAGAAAAACCAGUUCAACCGAACACGAAGCGGAAAAAGAUUAUGAACCUUCCCGCUUCGAGAUCUCCUUCUCGAUGCCACCACAGCCUUUCCUCGAUCCACCGAUCUGGGAAGCUAGUCUCAACCGUGCGCGAGAGAGACUAGCACAGCGGCCAUUGAAUGAGAUACCGGCUGCUGGGGUCGGCGAAUCGGCAGAGAGGCGGAGACAGCGGUUGGAGCAAGAAUUGGAGUAUGGAUCUAUGGCAAUUCGGGGGCGGUCGAGUGUGAGUGGCCGUGGGAGGAGGGGGAGGGGUGCCCAGGGGGGAACGGGGAAUGUAUAUUGGGGAGGGAGGCGGUGA